Ananas comosus (pineapple) is the source of this 1149-nucleotide messenger RNA. RefSeq names its product WUSCHEL-related homeobox 11-like. Gene Ontology annotation, biological process: adventitious root development. Gene Ontology annotation, molecular function: DNA binding; DNA-binding transcription factor activity. Bases 84 to 845 code for a protein of 253 amino acids. The record is from RefSeq and is a predicted model, not a curated record. NCBI's taxonomy places the organism in Eukaryota, Viridiplantae, Streptophyta, Magnoliopsida, Poales, Bromeliaceae. The transcript is spliced from 3 exons.
CCCUACACUACCACAAAAACUCCACCUACACUCUAUUGACUUUGCUCUCCCUCUCCCUCCCCCUCCCCUUCCUCCUUUUGGCCAUGGAUGAUGAGAACACCACCUCCAAAAACCCUAUCCAUGAUGGGUCCCCCCCGGACCGUCCGGCGGAGCCGGUCCGGACCCGGUGGACGCCGAAGCCCGAGCAGAUCCUCAUACUCGAGUCCAUCUUCAACAGCGGCAUGGUGAACCCCCCCAAGGACGAGACGGUGCGGAUUCGCAAGCUCCUCGAGAAGUUCGGCGCCGUCGGGGACGCCAACGUCUUCUACUGGUUCCAGAACCGCCGGUCGCGGUCGCGCCGGCGCCAGCGGCAGAUGCAGGCCGGGCUACUCAACGAUCCGGUGGCCGGUUCGGGGAGCUCCUCCUCGUCGUCGUCGUCGAGUCGUUCGUUGAGUAGCGGGGGUUUUUUCGCGUCUUCUUCUUCCUCCUCCUCCUCCUCCUCUUCUUCGAAUUCUUGUUCGUCUUCGAGCUUCAUAGGGGAUGAUUGUAGUAGCUCCGACGAUCUCUUCGCGAUCUCUCGCCAGAUGGGGUUCGUGGAGAGUAAUCGAUUCGCUCCGGCGUUCGUCGGAGCUUCUUCAGAUGUGACCUCGCAGUUGCACUACCAAGCUGCAGGAACCAUCACUGUGUUCAUUAAUGGGAUUGCUUCGGAAGUUCCGAGGGGUCCUAUAGACUUGAGAACCAUGUUUGGCCAAGGUGUGAUGCUUGUUCAUUCCUCUGGUGAUCUUCUUCCUGUCAAUGAGUAUGGAAUUCUAAUGCAUAGUUUGCAGAUGGGCGAAAGUUACUUCUUGGUUCCGAGGCCUACUUAAUUAGCGCUGAGCUAUGAUCAUCAGUAAAAACAAGGCAUUUGGCUCUUCAAUAAUCAACAUUCAUAGAAGAAGCAAGCUUGCAUGCAUGUUGCUAAUGUCUAUGGAUAUUUUCAUGAAAUUAAGUUGUUACUCAAGAGCUACCAUAUAUGAUCAUAAUGCCGUGUUGUAACUUUUAGAAUUUAUGUUGUUUAGAGUGUCUGAACAUGAGUCUAAACUUUAUUAUAGACUUCAUGUGUUUCAGUUGAUCUGCUCUUGCAAAUUAAUUAUUUCUCUAGUGCACUCACAAUUAUUUUCACAUUUAAUU